This is a messenger RNA of Seriola dumerili (greater amberjack), 2306 nucleotides long. It is a transcript of the gene cuedc2, whose product is annotated as CUE domain containing 2. NCBI's taxonomy places the organism in Eukaryota, Metazoa, Chordata, Actinopteri, Carangiformes, Carangidae. Bases 122 to 976 code for a protein of 284 amino acids. The record is from RefSeq and is a predicted model, not a curated record. The transcript has 9 exons.
AGCAGCACGGAUAACCACUGCAUUGACCAGCCUCCCCCUACUACAUUUGGGGAUAACUUUGAGCUUCAUGCCCCCAUAAUUUCUGCCACACACUUCCUCGGCUGCACAGUAGGAGAACACAAUGGACCUCCACAAAAUCAUCCACAGUGCGAUGCAUGAAUUUAUUCAGAUGUACAUUCCCGAUGCAGAUCUCAGCACACUGGAUGAUGUUCUUCUGUCUUACAUCACUGGAGUCCUGGAGGAUCUUGGCUCCCAGCAAAGUGUGGAGGAGAACUUUGACGUGGAGGUCUUCGGAGAGAUGCUAGAAGCUUACAUACCUGGCUUUGCAGAAAUUGACAGUGUAAAAGUCUGUGAAAUGAUGUUCAGCUUGGCUUCAAAACUAGCCACUGCUCGCACCUCAGCUGAUGAAGAAAACGACGUGCCUAAGGCAACAACAGAUGAUAUUUCAUUGAAACUCACCACAAUGCCCAGUGAACCUCCACCAGGAAGAGAAACACAGUGCCUUAAAACACAGACAGAGGGCGCCACUGCCAAGCUACCAGUGUCAGAGUGGGAGGCCCAGGAGCAGCACCUGCUGGAGAUGUUUCCCAAGUGUAGUCUGUCCGAGGCUCGUAGUGCCCUAUCUAUUGCCAAAGGAGACAUGGAGGAAGCUGUCCGUCUUAUCAUAGAGGGCGAUGUCCAACUCAGCCCCACUCCUCUUAAUGUGAACCAUGGGAAAAGUAUUUCCUCAGUGGCGGACCAGAAACUGAAAGAGAGCAUCCUUGAGAAGUACAUGCUGGUGGACAGGGAGGAUGACAACAAAACGCACCGGCCUGUCGCCCCCAAAGAUGCUCCAAAGAAGCUAGUGCGGUACCACGGUAACCAGGUGGUAACCACAAAGGGAGAGCGAUAUCAACUUGUGAAGAAAAACGAGACAGAGGACAUGAAGAAGACAUACGUCAACCUCAAGCCCGCUCGCAAGUACAGAUUCCAUUGAUGAAGAGCACAACACUGUAAGAGCAGCUACUGACAAUAUUGUUUACACUAUUAUUGAUUUAUCAAGUCCAUUUAGCCUAAAUUUGUUAGAUUUUUUUCCCAAGUAAAGGAACAUAUUUGUUAGUGUCAGUGGCUUAUUUGAAUAAAAUGUUACCAUUGUAUGCCUUGGUUAAAACGUGAAAUUACAGUGUUUCAGUUGUUCCUUUUAGUUCACUUUAGGAACUUUUGAAAUUUUGUGUGAUAUUUUGGUGGGGAUGUUGUUACUCGUGUUCCAGUUUGUGUAACAGCCUAAGCUAUAUACGUUUUGCCAUCUCAGCAGGUCUGAUGUUGCACUGACGUUACUGUUGCUUUUUUUAACCACAUAACGUUUUUAUUUUAAUUUUUUUAUCAUUAUUAUUUUUUGUAUUGUCUUUUCACGUAGCACACUAGAGAUUCACAAUUAUGACAUGACAUUAUAGAGAUGAACCUAUUUUAUUUUCUGUAAAUAAGUUCUAGUGGUGCUGUAAAAUUUCUGGACAUUACAAGUCACAACUGAUUUUUAUGUAUAUAUGAAAUUUAAAUCAUUGAUGCCAAUUUUAUUUAAAGUUCUAUUUUUACAUCAUACAGGAAUAGUGCUGUCAAAAUGUUUUGUCAAACCUUGUGUUUUGGACAAUUUGUUGUGCUACAAAAUUGUUUUCAGAUGAAACUUUUGUCCGAGACAAAUUUUUUAAAGAACAUUUGUACAGCGUGAAGCCGCAGCAGUCGUCACUUAAGUGUUUAAUAUGCGGUCUCCCUUGGUUCACAAGAGAAAGACCAUAGUCCAGAUUUGUUUUUGUCACCUUCUAUCAUAUCGCUUAGGGCAAAUAAAGAAAGGUUAUGUGAUAAUAUGCAAUGUUUUACACUAUAUAAAGUUAUUUUUGUUGUUUAUAACUAAAAAUAGAAAAACAGAAAAACAUUAACAUUAAACAGUAAUAGUGAAAAAAACUGAAACAUGAUGAGUUUGGCUCAAAGCCAUCCAAAAGUGUGACUUAGAAACCUGCCGCUGCGACCCAACAGACCUGUGAGUCCUGAGCAGCGUAGUUAUGAUUAAACAAGGGGCAGCAAUUAUUUCCACACAACUUUUUAAUAUAAUUGUAUUACUCGACUGCAAUGGGAAACACUAUAACUAUCAACAAAGUAUUUGUUAAUUUUCUAGCACAACAAAUUCAAUUCUCAAGGGGUGCACUGAGUAUUACAGCACUAUAAAUUCUGGCAUAAUGAAGUGGAGGACUGUGGUUGCCCCUUAAAUGUUAACCGCAACAUGCUGCUGGAGGACUUGAUUUUAAAGUUCAUUCCGACAGCAUUAUCUUUAU